Messenger RNA from Enterospora canceri, 957 nucleotides. The record is from the annotation of a GenBank genome assembly. NCBI's taxonomy places the organism in Eukaryota, Fungi, Microsporidia, Enterocytozoonidae.
AUGAUUUUAAUAUUCAUAUCACUAAUAGUGGCUGCGGCACCACAGCCUAAGGAGAAAGAAGUUGAUUUGAUGAAAGAUGGUGGACUGGAAUACUUCAUCAAGGACAUUGGAAAGAGUGGUCUAGGAAUAUUUGGUGACUAUAAACGGUUGAUGGAAGCAGUUAAAAAGUAUGAUUUGUACAUACAGAAGCACAUACCAAAUGAGAAGCUGAUUCUGAGAGAGAAUAGCAUCAAUGGAAAAUACCAAAUUAAGAUAGAGAUUGGUUCUGAGGCAAAAUACGUUAAUGACAUUUGGAAAGCAGCAAAAUCAGGUGCACUUAAUCACCCUAAUAUCACUAGGGUAUUUGCAUCCCAUAAUGAAGUAUAUGGACACAAAGAUAGGGAUGAACAAGUUGUUGUAAGCAUGGUGUGUAUGGAAUUACCACAGUUGUACGUAACAGAGGAGCAUAUUAAUCAGGAUGAAAGCAGACUACGCAAUAUGGUACGUGAUAUUCUACUGGGAAUGGAAAUGAUUCAUGAUUCAGGAAUAGUGAUCAACAAUAUUGCACUAGAGAAUGUAGUAGGAUCAAUUGAUUUGGCUGGUAGAAAAACGUAUAAACUAUUUGGAUUUGAUGGAGCAGUUGAUAUCUGCACUAAUAAAUCAGUGAUUCAUCCUGAUUCACAAUCAGUGAAGUAUCACGAUGAAGAUAGCCGUAAUAACCUACUGUCUCAGGCUCGUGACAUCUACGACCUGGGAAUAAUGAUAUAUUGGAUAAUGAGAAGAAGUGAUGAAACAUUCAACCAAUCAGUGAUCAGACAAAUUGGUCAAAUAAGCUACGUAUUCAAGGAGUCAAUUACCGAAGAGUGUAAGGAUUUCAUAGUUCAGGCAACUUCUUAUAGCAAAGCAGGUAGAGCAGGAUUAGAGGAGCUAUUAUCACACCCAUUUAUCACAGGAAAACCAAUGAGACAACAGGAAUGA